AUGGCUUUAGAAAGCAACGAAAGGGAAUCGGUUCUCAUUUUGGGCGCUGGUUGCUUUGGUCUGGCUACGGCUUAUCAUCUGGCUUCGAAAGGCUACUCGCAAAUUACGGUGCUAGACAAGGCCGAUGAGAUACCCAGUCACUUCUCAGCAGGCUUUGAUUUGAACAAAGUGGUUCGCGCCGAAUAUCCCGAUCCUUUCUACACCAGCUUGAGCCUUAAAGCCAUUGAAAAAUGGCGCAACGACCCUUUGUACGCUCCGCAUUAUCAUGAAACAGGCUUUCUCAACGUCGUCUCCGAUGCAGCCAACCAGCAGACGAGAGACACCAUUGAGAAUUAUUUUGCAUCGAUUCAGAAGCAACCGGCCUUCGAUGGGCAGAUACAGCGCGUCAGUGGGCAUGCGGAGGUCAAAAAGAUUGUUCCGGCGUUCCAGGGAUUGAUAAACGGUUGGUCUGGUUACUGGAACAAAAUGGCGGGCUAUUGUCACUCGGCAAACGCUUCAGCAGCUGUUUACUGCGCUUGCGUGAAUCUCGGUGUCAAGUUCCAACUUGGUAAACAGGACGGGGAGGUUGAAUCUUUGCUUUACGCGUCAGCACGAGUUGGGACGACCUGCGUGGGAGCUAGGUCUCGAGGAGGACGAAUCUACCUCGCCGACAAGAUUAUCCUUGCCAUGGGCCCUGACGUUGCAAACUUGAUACCACAAAUUGGCAAGCAGGUGACCGGGCGUUGCUGGGGAGUCGUCCACAUCCAACUCUCGCCUGAGGAAGCUGCUACUCUCAGAAAUAUUCCGGUCACUAAUGUGCGCGACAUGGCAUUCUUCUUUGAGCCAGACAGGGAAACCAACAAACUCAAGUUUUGCCACAUGGGAGGAGCCUUUACCAACUAUGCUUAUUCCAAGGAUGGGUUAUCGCUCCCAUUUACCGAACUAUCUGAAUCGCAGUUCGUCCCUGCAGAAGAUGAAUUUUACAUUCGGAAACUCUUAAAAGAAGUUCUCCCGCAAUUUGCAGACCGUCCCUUAAUUGACGCCCACCUAUGCUGGUUUGCUGACACGGAUGAUUCAAACUACAUCAUUGAUUACGUUCCCGAAACGGGUUCUUCGCUUGUUGUCCUCUCGGGUGAUUCUGGUCAUGGAUUUAAAAUGCUACCCAUUUUUGGAGAAUUCGUUCAGGCAUUGUUAGAUAACGGAGAUCAGUCAGAAACCAGGUGGCAGUGGAAAGGAUCUCAGGUCAAGACAGGUUCUGCGUGGCGUAGCGGUACGAGCCAGGAACUCGCAGGCGUAACUCGCGCAAAACUGUAA
This is a messenger RNA of Talaromyces rugulosus, 1293 nucleotides long. RefSeq lists its product as uncharacterized. The transcript is spliced from 2 exons. NCBI's taxonomy places the organism in Eukaryota, Fungi, Ascomycota, Eurotiomycetes, Eurotiales, Trichocomaceae. Gene Ontology annotation, molecular function: flavin adenine dinucleotide binding; sarcosine oxidase activity; saccharopine oxidase activity. The record is from RefSeq and is a predicted model, not a curated record. Bases 1 to 1293 code for a protein of 430 amino acids.